Molecule: messenger RNA, 2268 nt
Organism: Ricinus communis (castor bean)
Lineage: Eukaryota; Viridiplantae; Streptophyta; Magnoliopsida; Malpighiales; Euphorbiaceae
Exons: 2
Coding region: 104-2203 (699 amino acids)
Source: RefSeq, a predicted model, not a curated record
GAGUCUUCGAAAUUGAAUUAACGUUUUUCGUACUCCCUUUUGUCUUCAGGAGUUCUGCUAAUUACUCGGACUCAGCUCCGCCGCCACUCAGCAAUUUUCAAGAAUGAGUUGGGAGGUUGCCAAAGAAAUAUUUAGCUCAGACUUGGUGAGGCAACUAUGGGAUGCAUUUGAGAUCCAAGCGCUGGUAGUGACAAGUCUAGGAUUUCAAAUGGUACUUGCAGUAUAUGGCAGACGCAGGAAGUACAACUCAGGAGUUUAUGUCCGAUUCAUUGUUUGGUUUUGCUAUUUAAUGGGCACAUACGUCUCCACAGUUGCCCUUGGCAAGCUCACUGAAACCAGUAAUGACUCCAUUGCUCUUACCAAUAUCACUUACGGCGAUGUUCGCAAAGUGAACGUCACAAACAAUGAGCUCAGGGCUAUAUGGGCACCAUUGCUUCUGGUGCACAUUGGCGGUCCUGAUAGCAUUACCGCCUACGCAGUGGAAGAUAAUAGGUUGGGUUACAGACAAUUUCUUGAAUUAGGAGUCCAGAUAGGUGUUGUCCUGUUAAUCUUUCUCAAGGCUUGGAACAAUUCUUGGCUCUCAAUCAUAGCCCUGACUUUGCUUGUUGGUGGAGCAAUUAAAAGUCUUGAGAGAGUUUGGUGUCUGAGGUGCUCAGCUAGUACACAAUCCGUCUUUGAUACUUUAUCAAACAGCGAUAUUCUUGAAGCAGAGAGGGUAUGGUUUCUCAAGUCCUCCGUUCCAGGUCUAGAAUUGCUUGUGAAGGCCUAUAGACGUUUCGAGCAUUUAAAGCCACAUCUUCAGAAUUGGAUAGGUCACCCUUUGUCUAUAAACUUCCCUUCAAUGAGCACAUAUUAUUAUGAUCCUGAAGAUGUUUUCAGAAUAGCAGAAUUUGAGUUAGGCUUUAUGUAUGAUGUCCUCUUCACUAGAUCUCCCAUUAAUUAUUCCUGGGCAAGUUUUCUUCGACGUUUCAUUUGUUUCCUUUCUCUAGUUUUCAGCUUGUGUGGAUUUGCAAUCUUGUUCAGGAACGCUGAUGUGCGGCUUUUAACUAUUCUUGUCUCAAGAAAAUAUGACAAAAUGGUAGACAUUGCCAUUACCUAUCUGCUGCUAUCUGGAGCAAUUGCACUGGAGCUUUAUGCACUCGCAUCGAUCCUUUACUCAGAUUGGGCACUACUUUAUAUGAUUAAAGAUCGCAAGAGUCCUUUUGUGGAAAAUCUUCUUCAACUUUUCGCUCGUCAGGUCCCAAUGCGGUGGCCUAGGUGGUCCAAUUGUAUGGAGCAGUUAAAUUUGCUGCAAUAUUGUCUAUACCAUGAUCCUACCUUGUCUGGUAGACUAAUCAGUAGGAUCCUCAAGAUUAGGGGCUGGGAUGAAAGAUUGAAGAGGUAUCGUUUAACAAGUUACGUUAUAGUUCCUGGAAACAUGAAGAAAUUGAUAAUUGAACAGAUAGAGGAGGUUUCUGGACAGAGGGUUUGGCAACCUUUCAGCAAAAGAGGGGAAUGGGCUCUGGAGAGGUUCAAAUGUCUAGACCAAUUCAACUGGAGCAUACAGACAGAUUAUACCACUGAAGCAAACCAGCAAACCAGUUUCGGAAGGGCUAUAAUCAUAUGGCAUAUUGCAACUGAUGUUUGGUAUUACGCACCGGAAAAAUUUAAUAAGAGUAAGAAUACCAAUUAUGAUCAUCAACAACAGCUUGCAAUGGCAAAAUAUCUAUCAGAUUACAUGAUGCUUCUCUUAGCUGAACGUCCUUGCAUGCUUUCCAUUGGCACAAGGAACGUUCUUUUCGAAGGUGCUUGUGCUAAAUUGGCAAUCUUCUUGAAGAACAUAGAAUCAACUAGAAAAGAAACAGAGUCUAUGAUACAUUGCUUUUCAAGGAAUUUGCUAGAAAGUCGUUUCGAAGAUAGUGCAUUUGGCGACCAGGUGACGAUUGAUGUUGAUGAUGUAGUGGACGGAUUUCAUACGAGCGAUGCAAUCAUAUCAGACUGGGAUGUAGUAAUGGAAGCCAAACUACUUGCUGAGCUUCUGAUAGACAGGGCAGAUAGAUGGAGUCUCCUGGCGAGCAUAUGGAUUGAAAUGCUUUGUUAUGCUGCCAGUAAUUGUCCAUGGGUUCGGCACACAGAACAGCUCAGGCGAGGGGGAGGAUUGAUCACUCAUGUCUGGCUUCUUUUGAACCAUGAAACAAAUAAAUUUAACAUUAGUAUAUAUUGAUGUUCUUCUGAUUUAUGCAUCUACAAUUCUUGCCUUCAAUAAAGACAUAAUUUUACUCUACUUAA